AUGUUUUCCGUUUUAGCCGACCUGCGUGUAGUAGGAAUGACAGUCCCAUCACAAUGUAAAGCUGAUGUUGCACGUUAUUUUGAAACGGAGAACAGACCUUUUAGUUUGAGUGAUGUUACCAAUGCUUUAAAAAAUUAUGGAAAAACAGUUGUUUCAAAAGCUAUAGACGAACUAGCGGAAUCGGGAAUUCUUCGAGAAAAGUUAUAUGGUAAACAAAAGGUGUACGUCUAUGACCAGUCACGACUGCCGGUGUUUGAUGAAAAUGAGUUAAGGUUACUGGAGGAAGAGAUAACAUCUUUGAGCACUCUGCUGGCGGAAGAACAACACCGGUUGAAAUCACUAUCAAAUGAGUUAAAGAAAGUAACUUCGACGCUGACGAUGGAAGAGGCAACGCAGGAACUGGCACAUGUCGAAAGUGAAUUGAACCGAGUCGAAUCGGAAGUCAUCAGACUUCGAAAAAAGGGUGUGGUCAUCAGACCUGAAGAUUUCGAAGAGGUCACUAGCUCACGCGAUCGUUUCACUACCGAGUGGCGAAAACGGAAGCGAAUCGCCAUGGAUAUAAUUGAUGCAGUUGCUGAAGGGUAUCCAAAAAGCAAGAAACAGCUGAUGUCUGAUGUGGGAAUCGAAACUGAUGAAGACUGCGGUGUCACCUUCCCUAAAGAUCGAUGAUGCAAGAACUGCGGAAGGUUCUACUCGCACCGGAACCCGUUCCUGGCGCCACUUUGUCCUGUUGUUUUUUAUCGCUACUUUUGAGAGUCCUAUACGUAUCCACCA
Messenger RNA from Opisthorchis viverrini, 774 nucleotides. RefSeq lists its product as hypothetical. Lineage: Eukaryota; Metazoa; Platyhelminthes; Trematoda; Opisthorchiida; Opisthorchiidae. Gene Ontology annotation, biological process: homologous chromosome pairing at meiosis; meiotic joint molecule formation; meiotic strand invasion involved in reciprocal meiotic recombination. Gene Ontology annotation, cellular component: condensed nuclear chromosome; DNA recombinase auxiliary factor complex. The coding region runs from base 1 to 669 and encodes 222 amino acids. The transcript is spliced from 9 exons. Gene Ontology annotation, molecular function: recombinase activator activity; double-stranded DNA binding. The record is from RefSeq and is a predicted model, not a curated record.